AAAUAAUGGUAAGGUAUAUGCAUUCUUCCCCGGACAUAGCUCUUGGCUUGAUCAUGGGUUAUGGCUGGCUUACCGACAAACGGCGUUUGGGCAACACGGGAUGGCUUGGUUCUGGGUUGAUAACUUGUUUUUUUUUUUGUUAUUCUGCGCCUGCUAUCUCUCACGGAUCUACGGCUAGUCUGGAAUUAACGAGCAGACGCUUGACCAAGCUAAAGAGGUUGGUCUCUUGGUUAGCUUACUUCGCAAAACUUGACUCUCUCGACCGACGACGCGAGAUGUACUCGGCGAAAUGAAACUGAGAUUUCGCUCCUAGAAUCAUCCGGCUUGGGAUUAGCCCUGAAACGAUGGAUUAAAGAACACAUGCUCCGAGGAUUCAAUCUACU
Sodiomyces alkalinus F11 is the source of this 383-nucleotide messenger RNA. RefSeq lists its product as hypothetical. The transcript has a single exon. The record is from RefSeq and is a predicted model, not a curated record. NCBI's taxonomy places the organism in Eukaryota, Fungi, Ascomycota, Sordariomycetes, Glomerellales, Plectosphaerellaceae. The coding region runs from base 54 to 293 and encodes 79 amino acids.